Messenger RNA from Anopheles darlingi, 4513 nucleotides. It is a transcript of the gene santa-maria, whose product is annotated as protein peste. The coding region runs from base 1204 to 3045 and encodes 613 amino acids. The transcript is spliced from 7 exons. Lineage: Eukaryota; Metazoa; Arthropoda; Insecta; Diptera; Culicidae. Gene Ontology annotation, molecular function: scavenger receptor activity. The record is from RefSeq and is a predicted model, not a curated record. Gene Ontology annotation, cellular component: membrane; cytoplasm.
UUGGUGCGGUCGCGGUGGUCCUCUCGCUCCGAUCUCGCCGGUGUCGGUGUUUGUCGAUUCCUUCUAACGCUAUCUCCGGCACGAGUCGAACUGAUCCGGUGUGGUACCGAUUGUGGCGGCGACGGUGGCGAAAGCUAUCAGUCGUUCCAGCGUCCUAAAGAGAUCGGCAGCACAAGCGCGAACGCGGGUUGACAGUUUCGUAUUUAGCUGGCCCCCCAACAACAGUUGAUCUCAUCAUCGUCAUCGUCGUCGUUGUCGUCUGCUGUGAUCGAGCGUGAUUCAACUGGCCUGGGGUACAGAGCAUUUGUGGCCAUUAAGCGCGGCAAAUUGACGCCGUCACUGGACCAACGAACAGAGUGGUGGGUGGCGUGUAAUCUACUAUCUGGCCAUUGUUAACACAGGUGACACACCAGAGAUUCUGCAGCAAUUGUCUGUUCAGCUGCUUCGGAAAACUAUACCGAAUCGAUCCCUAAGUAACGGGCCAUCAUCAUACCGCCCUUUUGUCGCUGUGUAAGUGUGAACCUAACGAGAAACAAACAAGUGAAAAUAUUCUCGGCAGAUUGGAUAGCAUAGCCGGUGUGGUGCGAGUUGCCAGAUAUUACCACGACGCACGGUGCCGAGUUAAGUAACGAGCUAAUUUUGCUGCCAAAAGUGCUCCCGCUGUCACACACGCUGAGGCGACUACGGAGAAGCCGAAAAGCAGCAUCUCUGCUCCCCGUUUUCUAGUGCAGCUUCCUCUAUCGCUCUCUCUCUCGUUGUUGAUGAGCGUCGUAAUUGUGCAUCACCGGCAAAGUUCGUGAAUUUAUGUGCAGUGUGUUUGUGCGGCUUAUUGCGUGAUUCUCUCGUUGUUGUUGCUGCCGUUUCGUAGCGGAACAAAGACUAUCAACGGCGAACGGGAAGCAACCCUUUUUUCCCGGUUCCCCUAUCUGCUAUCCCCAAGGAUUCGCACACGGCGACCGCGUUCCUUUCUCUUCGCAUCGUGCGCCGCGCAGAUGCGUCACCGCGUUACCAAGGUUACCGACGAGGGCGAUCCUCCCAUCCCGUCUGUGUCGUGCGUGUCGUUGUACUGCCUAUAGAAAGCCGCUGUACAAGGCAAAGGCAAAGGGCGGCCAGCUUCGUGCCGUGGAACUAGGGAAGGUGAUUCCGUGAAAACGUAAAUUCGCGUGCAAAGAACCGGGCGCAAGCGGCUUGACGGACUGAUUUAUGUUGCAAUCGGCAUCGCUCGGAGUGCAGGCUCGAGCUGCUGCUGAUACGGAGAAAGAAGCCACCUACCAUCAGCUGGGGCCAGUGAUCGGUAGUAACGGCCAUCACCUGAACGACACGCCAAGUGUCACCAAAGUCAGCAAAUCAGCAUACAGCACUGCCCGUAAACCGACCACUACCAUGCUCGUGAAGGAGUUCUGCAAUCGGCGAUGCAUUCUGACAUCAGCCGGACUGCUGCUGAUCGCCAGCGGUACCUUCUUCAUACUGUUCUUCCCGAUCAUCUUCACCGAUAUACUGCAUGAGGAGCUGAAACUACGGCCAAACUCGCGAGGAUAUGAUGCCUGGGUGUCGCCACCGUUCCCGCUGGCGAUGGACGUGUACUUCUUCAACUGGACCAACCCGGAAGACAUUACAAACCAUUCGACGAAACCCAUUCUCGAGGAGCUGGGUCCGUACCGGUUUAUCGAGCAUCCGACGAAGGUUGAUAUCCAGUGGCACGAUGCCAACUCUACGGUGAGCUUCCGGAAGAAGAGUAUCUAUUACUUCGACGAGGAGGGUAGCAAUGGCAGUCUGGAUGAUAUGAUCAGUACCAUCAACAUAGUGGCCGUGUCGGCUGCUAGCAAAGCUAAAUACUGGGGCUACCUGAAGCAGAAGGGCGUCUCGAUGGGAUUCUCGCUGUACGAUCAGCAGAUCAACGUGGUAAAGACGGCGGGCGAACUGCUGUUUGAUGGCUACGAGGAUAACAUGGUGCUGAUGGGCAAACACAUGUUCCAGGAUGUCGAGAUUCCGUUCGAUCGUGUCGGAUGGUUCUAUACGCGUAACAAUUCGGCCGAUCUGAUUGGACACUACAACAUGCACACGGGAGUCGAUGAUAUCACGAAACUAGGCUCAAUGGCCGAAUGGAACUAUAAACCGAGGACCGACUUUUUCGAGGAUGGAUGCGGUAUGCUAAACGGAUCCGCCGGUGAGCUCUAUCCACCAGGACUCAGCAAGGAACAGCCGGUUGAGCUGUUUACGCCCGAUAUGUGCCGAACACUACCGCUCGAUUUCGAGGAGGAAGUAACCGUGCACGGAGUGAAGGCGUACAAGUACUCUGGUGCUGAGCGUGCCGUUGACAACGGGACACUAUUUCCUGAGACCGCUUGUUUCAGUAGCGGUGAGAUCGUACCGUCCGGUGUGUUGAACAUUUCCUCCUGCCGCUUCGGAACGCCUGUGUUCGUAUCCUUCCCGCACUACUACGGUGCCGAUCCGUACUAUUUGGAUCAGGUUGAGGGACUUUCACCGUCGAAGGAGAAGCAUCAGUUCUUCAUGUCACUGGAACCGACUACCUCCGUACCGCUGGAUGUUGCUGCAAGACUUCAGCUGAACAUUAUGAUCGAACCGUACGAGUAUGUGGGCAUCUUUUCCGGCGUGAAGCGUGUCUUUCUACCGGUACUGUGGUUCGAGCAGCACGUCAUAAUGCCACCGGAGCUUUCGGGAGAGAUCGCAUUCGCACUGACCAUCCCUUCGAUCGUACGGGUGAGCGGUAUCGUAAUGUGUGUCUGUGGUAUUGCGAUGCUGUUCUGGAUUCCACUGGAACGCAUGAUCUUCCGGGGGAGACGCGUCGUGGCCAUCGGAAACAAACCACCCCCAUCCGGUGCGUUCAACGGUGUUCAUGCCUUUACCAACGGUGCCGAGAAGGGUUUGCUGCAUGCGACGGAGAAAAAUGGAAAGCCAUUAACGACGCUGCUACUGGAGAAACCAGAGAAGCAGCCACUACCGGAGUGCGUCGGUGAUAGACGCGCGGAAGCGGAAUGCUUUCCGCUGAUCGAUGGUAAGAGUGCAACGAUUGUGAAAUCGUGAAGCGGCUCGUACCAGCAGCUCCCGGUUGGCCGGUGGUAACCUCUCUAAAUUGUGCAUUUAUCACAAACCAACACGAGCUUAUCAAGGAUGUCGUUUGGUAGAGAUUGUAAUGAGAUUCCAUGGUCCCACCUUGCCCAAUCAUCACCACGACCAAUAGCACCAUACGUUUUUUGAGGUACGUUCGAUGCGAGCUACUGCAAAUUGACUGAAUUAGCCGAGCGUUUAGGAUAGAGGAUAGCGAAAAGGUAAACCGGUGACGAACCAAACGGAGUCAGUUCUACGUUUUGGGAAGACUAAAAAGCAAUUCGCGAGGUCUAGUGACUUUCUCUAGCAGCGGUCUCUGCUUAUAUAGCACGUUACGAUGGUGUGAUAGGAAGAGUUCUCAAGUGUAAAGUUAACCAGAAUGCCAACUAGCCUUCCAGCAAUGUCGAAGCAGCCGCAAGGAGAUAAAACCCGGGUGUGAACUUCGACUAGGGGGAGCCUAUUCUCCCAUAUUUGCAUGUUUCCAGUUUUAGUGUUUAAGCUAAGGUAUGAAUUCCAUGAGCGAACGCAAAUUCUAAAACGAAGCUACUUCCAAUACCUUCAUCCUGCUUGGUGCGAACGUAGAGAGUGAGGCCGGAACCGGAAUCACGACCCACCGCAAAGAACGGAAGAGCGUUUAGCUCUUACCUUCCUCAACCAGACAUCAAGAAGGUCAGCAACUAAAUUUACCUUUUCGGUACAACAAAUCUCGAGACAAACGUUUAACACAUUCGAUUCUAGUUCGUAAGCAGCAAUCAUAGCUUAGGAUUUCGUUAUCGAUGAGAACUGCGAUGAGGCCAAAGGAUUUUAAAUCACUUCUACCCCCUUCCCCAGUCCUGCCCUACACAGUUAGCUUAAGAUUAGAAGCGCUGGAGCUUUAGAGCCAUUUUAGUAGCAUUCCCUCUGUGUUGAUGCCGUUUCGUCGCGAACGGUCGCACAUCCGGCCACUGUUUACCCUCAAGAACCCAUAACCCAUUUGUAUGCGGGAAUGUCCCCUUCCCGCUCCCCACCGUGUCAUCUCAUGUGAUGUUCUUGUACAACGUGAUACGGUGGACAAUGACUGGUGGUGAUGAGUGAUAUCAUAGAAAGCGCCAGGCUCUAGGGGGUCCAGAAUAUGCCAGAAUUGCCUCAUAAAACGGUUACGUCCACUUAUUAACCCGGUACCGGAAGUGUACACCAGUGCCUCAAUGUAUGUCACCAGAUUUUUUUUUAGUGCGUAAAACAUUGAAUGACGAAGCAAUGGAUGGAAGGGGGUACGGGUACGCAAGACAGCGAACUCGUAGCUAGGCGUUAGUGCAUGGUAGUUGUUAAUCGUAACUGCUAAGGAUCAGCACACUCAUUCUCUUGUGAGGACUUCACUGCAUGUGUAAUCAAGAAUACAAAAAAAAAGGACAGUAAUAUAGGAACACUGUUGUGUAUGCGUGCCAGUAAUUGUGUUGUGUUGUGG